AUGGGUUCCUCAAUGCAAGAUACGAAGCCCAAGAUGACCCGGGUCCUAGCCCUCCACGGCUACGGCACCAGCGGUGAAAUCUUUCGAUCACAAACCGCCGCAUUCCGCCUCAAACUCCCCAAAAACUCAUACACCUUCACCUUCCCCAACGCGCCUCUGCCCUCGGCGCCCACCGUCGGCGUUGAUUCGAUAUGGAACCAAACCCCCCAAAUUCUACGCCUGGUGGCCUGCCCAAUCGUCCAACACUUCGGAAAUCCGCUCCGCGCACGACCAACUCGACCAACACCUAUUUGA
Sordaria macrospora k-hell is the source of this 294-nucleotide messenger RNA. RefSeq lists its product as uncharacterized. Gene Ontology annotation, molecular function: hydrolase activity. Gene Ontology annotation, biological process: secondary metabolic process. The record is from RefSeq and is a predicted model, not a curated record. Lineage: Eukaryota; Fungi; Ascomycota; Sordariomycetes; Sordariales; Sordariaceae. Gene Ontology annotation, cellular component: nucleus; cytoplasm.